Molecule: messenger RNA, 909 nt
Organism: Lasiodiplodia theobromae
Lineage: Eukaryota; Fungi; Ascomycota; Dothideomycetes; Botryosphaeriales; Botryosphaeriaceae
Product: Family transcriptional regulator
Exons: 3
Coding region: 1-909 (302 amino acids)
Source: RefSeq, a predicted model, not a curated record
AUGUCCAAGCUCAUUACUGUUUUCGGUGCCACCGGCAACCAGGGAGGCUCGGUUAUCAAGGCAAUUCUCGCCGAUUCCGUUCUCUCCAAGGAGUUCAAGAUUCGCGGCAUUACUCGCGAUGUCUCCAAGCCUGCCGCACAAGCUCUGACCAGCAAGGGCGUGGAAAUGACAGCUGCCGACUUGAGCUCCAAGCCGUCUCUCCAAGGCGCACUCAAAGGUUCACACACGGUCUUCCUUGUGACGAACUACUGGGAGACGGCCAACGCCGAGGUGGAGAUCACGCAGGGAAAGAACGUCGCCGACGUGUCAAAGGAGCUCGGUGUGCAGCAUCUAAUCUUCUCAAGCUUGCUGCACGUGACUGAGACGAGCGGCGGCAAGCUGAAGCACGUCCCCCAUUUUGAUGGGAAGGCAGAGAUUGAGAGGUACAUCAAGAAUAGCGGGGUUCCAUGCUCUUUCUUCUUGCCGGGAUACUUCAUGUCCAACUACAAGUCGCAGUUGAAGGAGGGUGAAGAUGGCGUCGUCACCUUGGCGUAUCCAGUCAGCGCAGCGGCAAGGUUCCCGCUGCUGGACAUUGCAGAGGACACGGGGAAAUUUGUCAAGGCGAUCAUCAAGAACCGUGACAGGCUGCUGGGCGCACAUGUCUACGGCGCUGCAGACUAUUAUACGCCAGAACAGAUCCUGUCUGAGUAUGCGGAGGUCACAGGAAAGACGACGCGGUUCGUGCAGGUGUCAAACGAGCAGUACAUGAAAUUCCUCCCUGAGCCAAUUGCGGAGGAGAUGUUGGAAAACCACCUGUUUAUCGAGAGCCCUGGCUACUACAAUGGUGCCAGCUUGGCUGACAGUCUUGGAUUGCUUGAAGAGAAACCCGUGAGCUGGAAGGAGUUUGUGGCUAAAGCGUUGAAGAAGUAG